This is a messenger RNA of Colossoma macropomum (tambaqui), 2218 nucleotides long. RefSeq names its product RAB4a, member RAS oncogene family (gene rab4a). The transcript is spliced from 8 exons. Gene Ontology annotation, biological process: regulation of endocytosis; Rab protein signal transduction. Bases 132 to 773 code for a protein of 213 amino acids. Gene Ontology annotation, molecular function: GTPase activity; GTP binding. The record is from RefSeq and is a predicted model, not a curated record. NCBI's taxonomy places the organism in Eukaryota, Metazoa, Chordata, Actinopteri, Characiformes, Serrasalmidae. Gene Ontology annotation, cellular component: endosome.
ACAGGAAGUUCACAGCCUGGGAAGUCCGACAGGAUGCGCGGAUCCCUCUGAGGGAUUUUCCUUCAUUUAAUAUCCUCUCCGAUUGAACUGACACAAAAAAAUAACAUAUCUGAAAUAACACAGCGCCUGCCAUGUCUGAGACGUACGAUUUCCUGUUCAAGUUCCUAGUGAUUGGGAAUGCAGGAACUGGAAAAUCAUGUCUCCUUCACCAGUUCAUAGAGAAGAAAUUUAAAGAUGACUCAAACCAUACGAUUGGUGUCGAGUUUGGCUCAAAGAUCAUCAAUGUGGUCAACAAGUUUGUCAAACUCCAAAUUUGGGACACAGCAGGACAGGAACGAUUCAGAUCUGUAACAAGAAGCUAUUAUAGAGGUGCAGCAGGAGCUCUACUUGUGUAUGACAUUACCAGCCGGGAGACGUACAAUGCUCUGACCAACUGGCUGACAGAUGCCAGGAUGUUGGCCAGCCAGAACAUUGUCAUAAUAUUGUGCGGCAAUAAGAAGGACCUGGACGCUGAUCGUGAGGUCACUUUUCUGGAGGCAUCCCGCUUCGCUCAAGAGAAUGAACUCAUGUUUCUGGAGACCAGUGCUUUAACAGGGGAGAAUGUGGAGGAGGCCUUUGUUCAGUGUGCCCGCAAAAUUCUCAACAAAAUAGAAUCAGGUGAGCUGGAUCCGGAGCGGAUGGGUUCAGGGAUUCAGUAUGGUGAUGCAGCACUGCGGCAGCUACGCUCCCCAAGACGAGCUCAGGCCGAGAGUGUGCAGGAGUGUGGCUGUUAGCGCCAGCGCCGCUAGAGCCAAACAGCCAGGCAGGUUUUGUGAAGAUAAGGAGGAUAUCAGUGGGGAAUGGGGUGAAAGGCCCAAGAAAGUGGAGCAACUCUUCCCUCACCUUCCUUUUACUUCGGUUCAGACGUGCCAGAGAUCCUGGGACGUCUCUGCGCUCCAGAAGUCUGGAAACCGUUAACUGCCCCCUGGGCCUAGGCAAAGAUACCCGCUGUGUUCAAAACCCUGAGGAUGAUGAAACUAGGCCCUUGCUGAAAGUUCUGCACUGAGCUAUCUUAACCCUCUGUGUCCUAUUCUACUCCCAUUAACAUAUGUAGAUCUUGUGUAGAAAAGAGCUUACAUCAUUACUUUGGAGCAUGUUUUAUGGACUGCAUUACCAGAACUUCAACGAUUAGGUUUUAUCAGUUCGGGAGCAGGCCAGUGUUUACUUGGAAGGUCUUAUCAGUGACAUCUGUUACGUACACUGGUUUUACCAUGACACAAUACAUUUUUAUUCAUUUUUUCUCUCUCGCUCUGCAGAUGAGUAUUCCUUUUGGUCUGGUAGGGCAAUAUAAUGGAAUAUACAAUGUUUUAUAAAAGUGAUUGCCGUAUUUUGCAAGAAUGCACUGUUCUUCUGUUCUGAUGUUUUUGGUGCACAACAUGUAUAAGAAAGUUAUGUUACUGUAAAAAACCUGGAAUGUCAAAAUACAGUAUAUAUAAACAACCACUAUCUUCUCAUAUACAUAUAUCAUAAUGAAGGAAGUUUAAAAUGUAGAUUGAAAAGUCACUGUUACACAGAGUAUUAUCUUCCACAGCAUAUUUACAUGCUGUUGUCCUGUUUGAAAAUGUUCAUUGGAUUGACUCAUGCAAAGUGUUAUUAAAACUAGUGUCUCAUUUUUAAAUGUUAUAGAUAUAAAUGUGCAGCCAACUACAGUGUUUUGGAAAAUUGCAAUGUAUGUUGAGUGCUACAUUCUGCUUAUUCUUGGACCCUCACUUCAAACCUAGCCAAGAUUUUCAUACAUGGGAGGUCAUGGGUCGUAUCAUUUAUUCAUAAGAUCCUAUUAUAAAUUGAUGUUAUUUAACAUAUAUAACAGACACAAUUUAAGUAUCGAGGCUAAACAAAUGCCUCUUACGCUGCUCUUUCUAUAGCUUUUUGUUUAUUAAAAGCCUUGAAUCAUUGAUUUCUCCCACCGCAUAAACAAGCUAAAGUAACAAUCAGCUUGUCUAGAUUAAAUGCUACAGAUCUUUUCUGGGAAACAGACUUUGAAUUGGGCAUUAGUAACAGAAGGCAUGUUUAUUGUGCUGGUGGCAGAAGCUCUUAAUUUAAAUGAGUAUUUUACUUAAUCUAGGUUUGCUUUAUUUCCCAAACAGUUUGCUUAUGUAAGUUGAUACAGACCACCAUAACUUCAUCUUGUCACUAAUCUGAGUCAUUAUCGACUGAGUCAUUAAUAAAUAAUAAAUGG